GGCAAAAGGGUGGGCAUGCACCCAACAACAACACAGAUACAGAGGACGGAAGUGCAGGUUUAAUGCAUCCAUCGCUCGCUACUCGUUGUGCCAUUGCCCAUAUGAGAAUCACGGAAAUCAUGUGCGAAUCAUGCUGGGACAGGGAUGCCAAUGACGUCUACCAGGUACCUACUGGGUAACUACUACGAGUAAGAGUCCUCAGUCCUCCGUACAUGUGGCUUGCUGUGGUCAUCGUUUGGCCUUAUCUUCUUUCAUCGAGAUCUUGACUCAGCACGACAGGGUGACACGGAUGAGUACACACAACCAGUGCAUCAUCUGCUUAAAUUCUUCUCUUCACACACAGGUAAUUUAAAAAUUCCAACCCUUCAUCCUCAUCUCCUCAUACUCACUCGCUCCCUUCCACCACUCAUCCAUCCUUACUACACCUCGAGAUGGUCAACGCAAAGCUACCUGUCGACCUUUCCAAGUUCAAGAAACUCUCCCUCGACCCUCGAAAUCCCAAACUCGAUCCCCAACAGAAAAAAGAUCUCCAGCAUAACAUUGGAAUCUUUCGAGAUGCCAUCGUCGCUUUCACAGCCACCGGUGCCGCACGCGGAGUGGCCGGUCACACAGGCGGACCCUUUGAUACUGCUCCCGAAGUGUGCAUCCUAACUGCCAUGAUGAAUGGAAAUCCGGAUAGAUUCGUCGAUGCUCUCUUUGACGAAGCAGGUCACCGUGUCGCAACUCAAUACCUUCUCGCUGCCAUCAAUGGAGACAUCGAUCCUGACCACCUGCUAGACUACCGCGCAGCUGGCUCUAAGCUUCCCGGACACCCUGAGUUGGGCUUGACCCCCGGUAUCAAAUUCAGCUCCGGGCGUCUUGGCCACAUGUGGGCUAUGGCGAAUGGCAUCGCUAUGAAGAACAAGGAUAAAACUGUCCUGCUGCUUGGCUCUGAUGGUUCUCAGCAGGAGGGAAAUGACGCAGAAGCUGCUCGUAUUGCUGCGGCUAGGAAUCUGAAUGUCAAGGUGUUUGUCGACAACAACGAUGUCACGAUCGCCGGAAAGCCCUCGGAAUAUCUCAAGGGCUAUGAAAUCGGUCGCACCUUGGCAGGACACGGCUUGCAUGUUGUUCGUGCAGACGGAGAGGAUCUGGACUCGCUCUACCCCAAAAUUUGCGAGGUUCUGAACCAUGAUGGCCCUGCUGCUCUCAUUAGUGACCGCAAGAUGGCUCCACACAUUGAAGGCCUGGAGGGCCAGAUCAAGGCGCACGAUGUCAUUCCUGUUGACAUUGCCCGCAAGUACCUCACCAACAAAGGCUAUACUCAGGAGCAGCUGGCAUUCUACGACGAAAUCAAACCGAGAAGCAACCCUUGGAAAUAUCGAGGAUCUUCAAAGGACAAAGUGGCCAACCGUAUGGUCUUCGGCGAGGCAGUCAAUAUGGUCCUUGACGGUCUCAGCAAAGACGAAGCUGCUCGUCGUGUCAUGGUUAUCGACUCGGAUCUGGAGGGCUCCACGGGUCUGAAAGCCAUCCAUCAGAAACAUCCAGAAGUUUUCGUCCCGUCUGGCGUCAUGGAGCGAGGAAACUUCUCAGCCGCCGCCGGUUUUGGUUUUGGUAGUGACGGCUCAGUCCAGGGUGUCUUCUCAACCUUCUCAGCUUUCCUUGAGAUGAUCGUUUCCGAAGUCACCAUGGCUCGUUUGAAUGACUGCACUGUUCUCUCCCAUUUUUCCCACAGUGGAGUGGAUGAGAUCGCCGACAACACUUGCCAUUUCGGCCUGAACCACUUUUUCGCCGACAAUGGCCUCAUGGACGCCGAGAGCACGACCUUGUAUUUCCCUGCUGAUGGUGAGCAGAUGAAGGCAGUCGUUCAAAAGGUGUUUUUCCAGAAAGGUCUGAGAUUUAUCUUCUCGACCCGCUCGAAACUGCCCUACAUCUACAAGGAAGGUACCGAGGAUCUCCUAUACGGUGACGAUUACGAGUUUGUUCCUGGAAAGGACGAAUUCCUCCGUAAGGGAUCUGCCGGAUACGUUGUCACCUAUGGAGACAUGGUGUACCGCUCUUUGGACGCCGUUGAGCGGCUCCGAGAGGAAGGUCUAGAUGUUGGUCUCGUCAACAAACCCACUCUCAACACUGUGGAUGAAGAGUCGAUCAAGAUCUACGGUUCGACCGGCUUCGUGCUCGUGGUUGAAUCCAUUGCCCAGAAGACUGGUCUCGGCUCUCGUAUGGGUACCCAUUUGCUCGAGCGCAAGCUUACUCCGAACUAUCUCAGUAUGGGCGCAAGGAAAGAGGGCAGUGGUGGUUUGUAUGAGCAGGUCAACGAGCAGGGUCUGGGUCCGGAUGACAUUGUGGCAGCCAUUCGAAAGGUUGCUGGUAAAUAAAGCCUGGUCUUCUUGACUCGAAUGUCGUUAUUACUCUAAUAUGAUAUAGAAAUCAGCGACAUCCGCGUAUUUGUCAUAUAGUAAUUGAUUGAGUGAUUCUCUAAGA
Molecule: messenger RNA, 2460 nt
Organism: Exophiala xenobiotica
Lineage: Eukaryota; Fungi; Ascomycota; Eurotiomycetes; Chaetothyriales; Herpotrichiellaceae
Exons: 1
Coding region: 432-2354 (640 amino acids)
Molecular function (GO): catalytic activity
Source: RefSeq, a predicted model, not a curated record